This is a messenger RNA of Vicugna pacos (alpaca), 4833 nucleotides long. The record is from RefSeq and is a predicted model, not a curated record. NCBI's taxonomy places the organism in Eukaryota, Metazoa, Chordata, Mammalia, Artiodactyla, Camelidae.
CUUCCGUCUCCGGAGUCCCCGCGCCCUUUCCCCGGGGCUUCUGUGGGGACUAUAGGCCCAGGCAGGCGGAGUGAAGUUCUGGGUUCUGAAUUCUGAGUUGAGAGAGAUGCGCAGGUCCCAGACCGCUAAGCAACCGCAGGAAUAGGAGAGAGGGAAGGAUGUCAAGUGCACGCGCGCAUCUUUUCAUAUUUAAUUUACAAAGGAUCCUCGGAACCCGUAGUCGGGUGGUCUCUUUAGAUGCAGCGCUCCUCACCCGUCUCCCCCCCCCAAACCUUCCCAGCUCAUUAAAAUGCUCAACGCUCAAAUUGGAAGAUUGAUCUCAGAGGCCCCAAACCCGAGCCACCGACCCACCUUCAGAGACCGCUUAGUCCAGGGUGAGGGCAGGGGGGCCACGUGCUCCCGGAGAACUCAGUGUGCACGGAAAAACCGGGGAAGGCAGGGACUGUGCGUAUUUCCCGGAGCCUGCACCCCUUUCCCGACUCUGGUCAGCAACUCUGUCUCCAGGGCUGCCAUGGGCACCGUGGGGAGACAGAAAUCGAGUUUUAUACAAAUGCCUCAACAUUCCCGCGCCUCCACCUCCUUGUUGCUGAAAGAAAUAUUGGGAUUUCUCCUAGACAGGGAACAAGAGUUGGGAACAGCAGACAGUCGAGUCUGCUGGGGCCGGCUGUUGUGUGAGGGUGUGAGACAGCGGGGCGACACCGGGCCUCGGAGACUUUGAGGGGUAGGGUGUGGGAUUGACGGUGUGUUUGCUUGUUAGGCUGUAAAGAUGUUGGCGGAGGCGGAGGCGGGGGUGGCGGGUAGAGAUGCUCAAGCCUUAAGUCCCCAGCCCACAGUGCUCAAAAGGAGCAGACGUUUUGUAACCAUUCCUUUCCGUGCCGCUGUCUCCUGCAGCCCCGGAGCCCCACUCGCCUCUUAGCUGGCAAGACCUGAGAGCAAGAUCAGGACGGCUUCCUGGGAGCGGAGGCUGGUAACCACUCUCCCGGCCCCAUCCGGCAUCGCAGCAACAGAUGUGGAAAGCGCCCUUGGGCUGUCGUCCUGGCUCCGCAACAUCAGGUCUGGAGAAAAGGUUGCAGCCCCAGGGCAGCGCACGGAGUCGGCGAGCAGUGGGUAAGGCGCAGAGACCACCUCACAACCCUGACCCAGGAUCCACGAUGGUGCCCUUGCGAGCACUGUGGCUGGCCUGGGCGCUGCUAGGAGUGGCCGGAGCGUGCCCAGAGCCGUGCGCCUGCGUGGACAAGUACGCGCAUCAGUUCGCCGACUGCGCCUACAAGGAGCUGCGAGAGGUGCCCGAAGGACUGCCGGCCAACGUGACCACGCUUAGCCUGUCGGCGAACAAAAUCACUGUGCUGCGGCGCGGGGCCUUCGCCGACGUCACGCAGGUCACGUCGCUGUGGCUGGCGCACAAUGAAGUGCGCACUGUGGAGCCAGGCUCGCUGGCUGUGCUGAGCCAGCUCAAGAACCUCGACCUAAGCCACAACCUCAUAUCCAGCUUCCCAUGGAGCGAUCUGCGUAACCUGAGCGCACUACAGCUACUCAAGAUGAACCACAACCGCUUGGGGUCGUUGCCCCGAGACGCACUCGGUGCGCUGCCCGACCUGCGCUCCCUGCGCAUCAACAACAACCGGCUUCGUACAUUGGCUCCCGGCACCUUCGACGCGCUGAGCGCGCUGUCACAUCUUCAACUCUAUCACAACCCCUUCCACUGCAGUUGCAGCCUUGUGUGGCUGCAGGCCUGGGCCGCGAGCACCCGGGUCUCGUUACCCGAGCCCGACUCCAUCGCGUGCGCCUCGCCUCCCGCGCUGCAGGGGGUGCCGGUGCACCGCCUGCCCGCCCUAUCCUGUGCACCGCCCAGUGUGCAUCUGAGUGUCGAGCCGCCGCCUGAGGCGCCAGGCAGCCCCCUUCGCGCCGGCCUGGCGCUCAUGCUACACUGCGUCGCCGAAGGACACCCCACACCCCGCCUGCAGUGGCAACUUCAGAUCCCGGGUGGCACCAUAGUCUUAGUGCCGCCGGUCCUGAGCGGGGAGGAUGACGGGGACGGGGCAGAAGACAGGGAGGAGGAAGGAGAAGGGGACGGGCCCACGCAGACAGAGGCCCCAACCCCGACUCCAGCACCGGCUUGGCCCGCGCCCCCAGCCACCCCGCGCUUCCUGGCCCUCACAAACGGCUCCUUGUUGGUGCCCCUCCUGAGCUCCAAGGAGGCAGGUGUCUACACAUGCCGUGCCCACAACGAGCUGGGUGCCAACUCCACUUCACUACGUGUGGCAGUGGCAGCUGCCGGGCCCCCAAAACACGCUUCUGGCGCAGGGGGAGACCCUAACGGGCAGGCCCCAACUUCUGAACGUAAGUCCACAGCCAAAGGCCGAGGCAACAGUGUCCUACCUUCCAAGCCUGAGGGCAAAAUCAAAGGCCAAGGCCUGGCCCGGGUUAGUGCCCUCGGAGAGGCUGAGGCGGGGCCAGAAGAUGAGGAGGAGGCAGGUGAGGGAGAGGAGGCCGAAGACCAGGUCUCUGCGGACGGGGUGGAGGAGCAACGCUGUGGCCACGGGGACCCCUCGCGGUACGUGUCCAAUCACGCGUUCAACCAGAGCGCGGAGCUCAAGCCGCACGUCUUCGAGCUGGGCGUCAUCGCGCUGGACGUGGCGGAGCGCGAGGCGCGGGUGCAGCUGACGCCGCUGGCGGCGCGCUGGGGCCCCGGGCCCGGCGGGGCUGCAGAAGCCGGGCGGCCAGGGCGGCGGCCAGUGCGCCUGCUCUAUCUGUGCCCGGCCGGGGGCGGCGCAGCCGUGCAGUGGUCGCGUGUAGAGGAGGGCGUCAACGCCUACUGGUUCCGCGGCCUGCGGCCCGGCACUAACUACUCCGUGUGCCUGGCGCUGGCAGGCGAGGCUUGCCACGUGCAAGUGGUGUUCGCCACCAAGAAGGAGUUGCCCUCAUUGCUAGUUAUCGUGGCGGUGAGCGUGUUCCUCCUGGUGCUGGCCACCGUGCCCCUGCUGGGCGCCGCCUGCUGCCAUCUGCUGGCCAAACACCCGGGCAAGCCCUACCGUCUUAUCCUGAGGCCGCAGGCCCCGGAUCCCAUGGAGAAGCGCAUCGCCGCCGACUUCGACCCGCGUGCCUCCUACCUCGAGUCCGAGAAAAGCUACCAGGCAGGCGGCGAGGCGGGCGGCGAGGAGCCAGAGGAGGUCCCCGGGGAGGGCCUUGACGAAGACGUGGAGCAGGGGGACCCAGGUGGGGACCUGCAGAGAGAGGAGAGCCUGGCGGCCUGCUCGCUGGUGGAGUCCCAGUCUAAGGCCAACCAAGAGGAGUUCGAGGCGGGCUCCGAGUACAGUGAUCGGCUGCCCCUGGGUGCCGAAGCUGUCGACAUCGCCCAGGAGAUUAACGGCAACUAUAGGCAGACAGCGGGCUGAACUCCCAAUCUGCCCGGCCGCCCAUUCCCAUCCCCACCUCGGGCGCCUGGGAGCAGAAGCCUACUGCUGGCAGGAUUUAUGCACCCCUCUCUUCACUUACUCCGCCCUCUACCACCCUCUAAUCUUGACUACUGGGGACUUCUAGUGGGGAGUGGGAUGAUUUCAUCAGUCCCACCCACAAUGGUCAUUGACUUUGUGGGUUGAAUUCGCCUCCACGGCAAGCACAGCUUCCCCGCUCCUCCCUCCCUAUGUAAGACACCACCCGCUGACCGUGAGGCUAAACCCAAGCCUCUCCAUUCCUACCGCAAUUAUCUGCGCAAUCGCCCCGCUGCCCGCCCCAUCGUGGUCUCGAGAGCAGAGAAAAUGAGAGAAGACGUUGGAAACAUCUGAUGGUAGCGCUGUGGCUCGAGGAUCAGCCCGGGACCCCCAGCAGAUGUCUCUAGCGUGGAGCGCUGUGGGGUCCUGCCUCGACACCUUAUUCAGCCCUUUCCGGGGUGCGCGUCCCAGAAGCCAGGAUUCAGUGGCAACUCCCCAGUUUUUAGAUUCAAAGCCCCCUUCUGAUUGGGAACCAAACACUUCUGUCCCCCCAUCCGCACUCUGCUUCUAAACAGCUGGAGCCGAGCCGGAUGCUUGCAGCGCCUUUCAGCUCCGCGCUCUGAUUUUCAUAUUUUCGUUGUUUUCAAAGACAGCACACUCUGGGUCUGGUGCUAACACUCCCUUCCUAGCCUCUGGGAAAACGUGUGUGUGUGUGAAUGGGGGCGGGAAUCCGUCUUCUCUCGCCCCCUCUCCUAACUUUAAGCGCUGCGGAACCGCGGGCCUCUCCCGCGGAGGGCGCAGCCUCAGUCCCAGGCCAGUUUCGUGGUGGGUGGGUCGGAGUUUCUGGAGAUCGGUGCACUCGACAGCUCCGCUCCCGGGGGUGCACGGGCCCAGACCUCAGCUCGAGAAGCGCCGGGGGCGCAGGAAGCCAGCUGUGGCCUCCCAGACCUGGUGUCUCGUGAGGGCUUGGGCCCUGGUUCGCACAAAGCCUGCCCGUGACCGAGCGGCAGGAUCCGUAUGGAGAAAGGCCCUGGGUCCUCGCGCCUCCCCGCCCGGCCCCUCCUUCCGCGAGAGUAGUAUUUGCCCAGCUGUAGUCCUAGACGAGCGUGCUCUGUAGGAGAAAAAUCUGUGUCCCGUAAAAGUGUGUCAAGUGUAGUAUGGGGAGGAGGGCGGGGAGGGCGGGGAAGGAGGGAGGGAGAGGGACGCGGCGCGGCCACUCGGGCGGGGGUCUUUUUUUGUUCUUGCAGAAAACCGUCGGGGGUGGGGGUGGGGUGGGGUGGGGGCGCUGGGACCAGCCCUGUCCGCGAAGCGCAGCACAAGUGCGGCCCGGGGCGGAAUAGCCCCCUGGAGCCCGCGCCCUUUUCUAAAGGCGUCUGUAUGUAAACAGUCAAUAAAACAAUCA